Molecule: messenger RNA, 2156 nt
Organism: Onthophagus taurus
Lineage: Eukaryota; Metazoa; Arthropoda; Insecta; Coleoptera; Scarabaeidae
Gene: Pdi
Product: Protein disulfide isomerase
Biological process (GO): response to endoplasmic reticulum stress; protein folding
Cellular component (GO): endoplasmic reticulum
Molecular function (GO): protein disulfide isomerase activity
Source: RefSeq, a predicted model, not a curated record
GUCAAAAACGCGCAAGCCAAUCACAGUGACCCACGAUUUGUGCCACGUUGUUUUAUAUACCUCCUCAAACGUUAGCGUGUCGCAGUCGCGUAUUCAUCUUUGCGAAGGGCUAUUGUGCAGUAACGGAGAAUAAACCAAGUAGAUAUCAGAAAGCACCACGAUGAAAAUAACGACGGAAAUAUUAUUAGUGGUUUUUGCCGUGGUCCUUCAAGUUAACUCAGAAGCCAAUAUAAAAACGGAAGAGGGCGUUUUAGUUUUGACCGGUGACAAUUUCAAGACUGCCAUUGCCGAUAAUGAGUUUAUACUCGUCGAAUUUUAUGCACCAUGGUGUGGUCAUUGUAAAGCAUUAGCUCCCGAAUAUGCAAAGGCUGCCCAACAAUUAGCUUCUGAAGAGUCAGCUAUUAAAUUAGGUAAAGUUGAUGCGACAGAAGAACAAGAUUUAGCCGAACAACAUGGUGUCAGGGGAUACCCAACACUUAAAUUUUUCAGGAAUGGAACACCAAUGGACUACAAUGGUGGACGUAGUGCUGAUGAAAUUGUGAAUUGGUUGAAGAAAAAGACUGGUCCACCAGCUAAAGAAUUAAAAACUGUCGCUGAAGCUAAAGAAUUCAUUGAAGCUACCAAUGUAGCUAUUAUUGGUUUCUUCAAAGACCAAACUAGCGAUGAAGCUAAAGCUUUCUUAUCAGUUGCUGCUGUAACUGAUGAUCAUCCAUUCGCCAUUACAUCAGAAGAUGAGGUUUAUAGCGAAUACGAAGCUAAAUGCGGAUCUAUUAUUCUUUUCAAGAAGUUUGAUGAAGGAAAAUCACUCUUUGAAGGUGAAUUGAACGAAAAGAACUUGAAGAAAUUCGUUGCCGCAAAUUCACUCCCACUUUUAGUCGAAUUCAAUCACGAAACCGCCCAAAAGAUCUUCGGUGGUGAAAUUAAGAGUCAUCUUCUUUUAUUCUUGGCUAAAGGUGAAGAUCAUUUUGAAAAGAUUUCUGAAGCCGCGAAGAGUGUUGCCAAACCAUUCAAAGAACAAGUUCUCUUCGUAACAAUUGAUGCAUCUGAAGAAGAUCACGGUAGAAUUUUGGAAUUCUUUGGUAUGAAGAAAGAUGAAGUCCCAGCCGCAAGAUUGAUCAAAUUAGAAGAUGAUAUGGCUAAAUUUAAACCGGAAACAAACGAAUUAACCGCCGAUUCGAUGAAACAAUUCGUUCAAGAUUAUUUGGACGGAAAAUUGAAACAACACUUAUUGAGUCAAGAUCUUCCUGAAGAUUGGGAUAAAUCCCCAGUAAAAGUUUUAGUUGCUAGCAAUUUCGAUGAAGUUGCUUUAGAUAAAACGAAGGACGUUCUUGUUGAAUUUUACGCCCCAUGGUGCGGACAUUGCAAACAAUUGGCUCCAAUUUACGACAAAGUCGGUGAACAUUUUGAAAACAACGAUGAUAUUGUUGUCGCUAAAAUGGACGCAACUGUUAACGAAUUAGAACAUACAAAAGUUUCGAGCUUCCCAACAAUCAAAUUGUACAAAAAGGGCGAAAAUUUGGCGAUUGAAUACAACGGCCCUAGAACCUUCGAAGGUUUAACCAAAUUCUUGGAAACGGGUGGUUUGGACGGUGCUGGAGCCGAUGAAACCGAAGAUGGUGAUGAAGAUGCGCCGAAAAAGGACGAACUUUAAAAAUAUUUUUAGGUACUUACUGUUGAUAAUUUCUCGGUUGUUCAUUGAAAAUCAUCACCCAUUUCUAUUUUUAUACUGUUGCUGUUUUUCGUUUUGAUUGAACUUAAGUGUAAAUUUAUUAAAAAUAACUCUUCCCAGAAUCGCUCGUGAAUUAGCCUCUUUUCUGAGAGGCGAUGACUGGAAAUUUUAGAAGCGCUCCGGUUACUCCAAUGAUGUUAUUCACGUAUUCUUCGUUUUUUGUGCGAUUAAUUUUCUAUUAACAUUCCUUUUUCUUAACAUUUAUCUUAACUUUCUGGUUUAAUGUACAAAUUUGAUCGCCAGUUUUGCAUUUUGUUUGUAACAUUUAUGCAAGAAGAAGAAAAAGGAUGAGCUGGUGCGUGUCGUUCAUGUGAGUUUUUUUUGUAAUUGCAAGCGUUAGAACGUAUUUUUUUUUAUUUUUACGAGAAAUGUGUACCAUUUGUGAACGCGAAAACAAAUUAUAAUAAAUUAUAAAACGACAUAAGUA